Molecule: messenger RNA, 507 nt
Organism: Triticum turgidum subsp. durum (durum wheat)
Lineage: Eukaryota; Viridiplantae; Streptophyta; Magnoliopsida; Poales; Poaceae
Source: the annotation of a GenBank genome assembly
AUGGCCCCGACCGUCGCCUCCCCAGCCACGGGCGCCGUCCCCUCGCCGAUCGCGAGCGACCUCGGGAAGGCCGCGCGCUCCGUCGGGCUCGGGCUCCCCGCGCUGCCGCCGCUGCCCGGCCUCGCGUCCCACGGCCAGCCCCGCGUCGCCUCCUUCUGUAAAAGGCUCGCGAGGAACGUGGUGUCAAUGGCCGCCGGUGAGCCGGCCGCGCCGCUGGCCGACAACGCCGAGCUUACAGAGUUCUUCAACGGCUUGAAACAAGAGUGGGACAGAGUGGAGGACAAGUACGCGGUGACCACGCUCGCCGUCGCCGCCACGCUCGGCAUGUGGAGCGCCGGCGGAGUAGUAUCGGCAAUCGACAGGCUCCCCGUGGUUCCAGGUCUCAUGGAGGUCGUUGGCAUUGGUUACAGCGGGUGGUUUGCGUACAAGAACCUGCUAUUCAAGCCCGACAGGAAAGCGUUCUUCGCUAAGGUCAGGAACAUUUACGAGGAUAUAAUCAGCGGCUAG